CUUUCUGAGAUGACGGUCAGUCGCACAUCGAAGUCGCGAGAGAUAAGAUACAUUAUAACCUUGACUUUGAAAAUCUAAACAUGUUGAGAACCGUGGUUUUCCUUGCCAUGCUUGGCUUGACUUGCGCAGCUGUGGCUAGAGGAUUUCUUCCGGCGAAACCUAGAGAAUUAGCGCACAAAGAGGGGUGCUAUAUACAAGAGAUUGGCGAUGUAGUGCCUUUUGGAACUGUCCUGACAGGGCCCCAGUGUGUGAGGAUCACAUGUGGAAGAAUGAUCGAUUAUGCCUCAUGUGGCCUGAUCAUGACUGAUGACCCCAAAUGCUACGUCACAAAGGGAGACUACUCCAAGCAGUACCCUGACUGUUGUCCAGAGAUAGAGUGUGAAAAUGACAAUUACGUUUAAUUUUAUAACUAGUUUAAGAAUAUCUAGAUCUGAUAAUUUAAUUCAAAAUUUCUUAUUACGAAGUUUAAAAACUGAAUUAACAUUUUGUUAUUUUCGGCUCUUAUUUUAAUUUCUCACAUUUCAAUGAAAAAAGUGGUUUUAAAAAUGUCAAUUUAAAUAUUCAUAAACAAACAUCAACGUUGUUUAUGUUCAGUAAAAACCCAUAGUUACGCUUCCAAUUCUCAGCCACAGAUUACAUAAACCUUGUGUUUGAAAAAACCUAUACAGUAUGUAAACAAAUUGUGGGUUUUUCAUCGCCUACACAUCUUUGUCAUCGUAACAAUAGUUUUCUCACGAAGUAAUUAUUACGUAAGUUAAAAAAAUGUCAUAUUUUUUCUAUGAAUAUUUUUUAAAUGCUUGCAUUUAUUAUGUCUGCCCACCGACUUGUAGUGAAAAAGUACAAACUUUUGCAGACAAGUUCCGUAAGUAAAUUAUAAUUUAAAAAAACCUAGUCUAGAUGUAAAUAUUGAGGUAACUAUUUACUAGUCUAAAAUAAAUGGGAAUGAAUGGGAAUGAAUGGGAAUGAAUGGGAAUGAAUGAACGUUUUUGGCUGUCGAUGACAUUUUGGUGUCUAUAUUAAAUAGAUAUUUGAAUGUUUCACCGGCGUUAUGAUUGUGUAAAUUAUCAAAAUGUGAUUUCUUAGUGAAGUUUAAUUUGUAAAUUGAAAAUUGAUUAUAAGGUUGUGUUAAAAGAGUGCAAGAUUUUCUUUAAAAACACGUUGGUUUACACUUAAAAUAGAAUAUCAUUCGUUCUUUUCUAUAUUUUAUUACUUUCUAUUUUUAUAUAAAAGUAUAUUUCAACAUGGACAUUACAAAUUAAUUGAUUUGGAAAUUACCAAUUACGUGUAAUAUAUUUGUAUGUUAUGAAUUAUGCAAAUAAUCUAAGUACGUUACGUAAAUGUUUGAAGAGCCCAAAACAAAUAUAUAUACAGGUUAGAUGAUGAUUAUUCAUUCUUUACAAGUAAAUAUUAAAAAAAUUUAAUGUCUCAUCAAUUUUCUUCCAAUUUCUGUUUAAUGUAAAGUGCAAUGAUUGUAACUAUUUAAAAUAAUUAUAAGUGCUAAUUAUGUGUUAGAAGCUCCGUAGUAUGGAUAGAGUUCCUUAUUAAGGGUCGAGUGAGACUCUAGAAGCUAUCUUGCCACCAAAUUGUUGAAUAAUGUUAUUUAUAAUUUGUAAAAUGAAAAUUUUAAAUAUAAGAUGAAUACAUUA
Molecule: messenger RNA, 1646 nt
Organism: Plodia interpunctella (Indianmeal moth)
Lineage: Eukaryota; Metazoa; Arthropoda; Insecta; Lepidoptera; Pyralidae
Exons: 3
Coding region: 81-401 (106 amino acids)
Source: RefSeq, a predicted model, not a curated record